AUAAAUCCAAGCAACCUGGGGUUUGCACUACCCCCAAGGAUUAUUGAUUGUUUUUUCCGCCGAGUGUUAAGGUCGACUAACAGCGCGUCGUCUAAUUUCAGCGCAAUGUUUUCCGCCUGCCAGUCGACAAUCCCACUGUUUUUACCAUUGAGCUUGAUGAUCGGUCAAGUUAUUUGUUUCCUGACAUCAAAAGAUCUCCUGGAGACGCCAAUUUACCACCAUGAAGCCAUCAUAUACGGAGUAGAUUGUAGAAAGUUUCUCAUUGAUUUAUCUGACAAAAUAUCGGUUUCGAUAGCCAAGAUAUACGAAAAUCCGCUCAGCUCGGCUUCGAUCUAUGACCUGGGACGUACAAUUUGCGGCCAUCGCACGGGCUCUGUUCAAAGCCUAAGUCAGCGGAAUAAAGCGGUCAAAGAAAAAGUCGACUACACCUCACUACGUGAGGCGCUGGAAAACGACGUGCAGAGGCCAUUGAAACAGUGUUUGGAGCAUGUACCCGUUGGUUUUACUGAUCGAGCUAGAAAGGAACUUUCUGAUCAAAUCGCUCUUCUCCGGAACAUCGUCGCGAAAGUUGUGCAAGAAAUUUCCGUCGACGUCAGCAAGGAUUUUUCGAGGAGGGCCGAUCGUGUUGGAAGAGGUAAUCAGGCAGUCCCACCUUUCUACAACGGACACACCGAAACUUUUGAGGGGAGUGUGCAUCGUGUUGGAAGAGGUGGUCAAGCGGCCUCAGACUUCUAUGUGGGAAUCGAAAAAGCCCUGGCAAUCUUGCAGAAUCCAAAAAGCAUCAAUCCUCUGUUACCAAGCAUAUCGGGCCGUCCUUCGACAAGAGUGGAACUUCACCAUUUGAAUGACAUUCUUGUAAAGGCUCUUAUCAUUUUUGAAAGACACGGCCUUACGAGUCAGAAGUGGCUUGAAGAAUUAUUGAACGAGAAAAAUGGAAAUCAAAUCAUAUUCAACUACCUCGCACGCAGGUUCCCAGUCUUUUCAUUUACUACAAGAGGCGUCCCCAUUGCUUAUUUGAACUCUGAUUUGAAGCUUACCCUUGAAGAGAGCCCCUUCACUGAAGAGCUCAGAGCGCUCACAAGUUAUUUUGAUCAUUCAGGCUGGCAAAAGCUAGAGCGCUUACAUCUGGGUAUCCAGUUGGCCACGUUCAAUGUUGGCUUUCCUACGGCGGCUUUGCAAGCCAAAUUCCUAGAACUCACAGGACCUGCCAUAUUGGAAACAAUCAGCAGAGAGAAAAUGGAUGAAGAGAUCGGCCUCUUCAUGCGGGACUUGAUCAAGCAAAUCGACUGGUUAUCCCUUGGCAUCAGAUCCCCCGACUCCAGAUCUAUCUUGAAGUUUAAGCUUUUACACAGUAUGUUGCACUUUACGAUCAAAUAUCUUAUCAAAGGAUCCCCGAACGAAAAGAAGAUACUUCAAGAUGUCCUGCCUUUGGAUUCAAAACUCAAGGAGUUUGAUGAAACAAUCAUGUUAUUCUCAGAUGUACUCAGAUUAGUCUAUUUCAAGUAUGGGGAAUCUCUACAAGAGAUUGAACCGAUUUACACACUGGAUAGAUCUCUCAAGGACGCAGUGGUGAAGGAGAUGAUAUUCUUGGCGGAUUUGAACAGGAGGAAUCUGCCUUCAUUAUUCUCUCUGAUUGAAAAAGACGGUAUCUCUGAUGUUGAUUUUUCUGGAGAAGCCGCUGGUUUCAUUGGAAUCGACCACCAUGGCUACAGGCUUGGCCAUCUAUUCAAACCGAAUCAGAAAAGUGACUUUUUACUCCCCAAUGAUGAUAGACCAAUUCGAAUCAUCCUUAACCAUCAUCCUCAGGUUGCCAAAUUUGGGCCAAUGAUUGAAAACAUCUUGGAACGUCUUCGAGUCAUCAAAGACGAUUUGCCACAUAAUCGACUGGAUAAACUGAAAGAAAUUCUUCUUCAUCCUGAGAAAUUUCGAAAUAUUAUUUAG
Messenger RNA from Puccinia graminis f. sp. tritici CRL 75-36-700-3, 1941 nucleotides. RefSeq lists its product as uncharacterized. Bases 106 to 1941 code for a protein of 611 amino acids. Lineage: Eukaryota; Fungi; Basidiomycota; Pucciniomycetes; Pucciniales; Pucciniaceae. The transcript is spliced from 6 exons. The record is from RefSeq and is a predicted model, not a curated record.